GCCGCAAUCUUUCGUGGAACAAUCCUCCUUCUCACAUCGCCCUCUGUGAAUAGGUUAUGAUAUCGCAAUUCGGGAUGAACUCGCUGAUCUCCCAUAUUAAUAACAUUCUCAAUUGCUGCGUUUUCUCCUGAUGAACGUUCUCAACCAAUACUCGACAAAACCUGGCAUCGUCCAGACCUUUUCACGUCAUGUCGGCCUGUCUUAUAUAUGCCUAGCAUGCCGUCGGGUUACAAUACAGUCUUUACAUCAUCCUCCGCGUGUAGGACCUUUGCUUGGCCCAGGUUUACAAAGAGGUCUCUUCUCUCUGAAUGCUCGAUUCUCGCAGAAACAUGGCGCGACAGAACCACCAACUGAGAAAGAUACUGGAUCAUCCGGAAGUCAAUCACAACGACGAAAACUAGCUCGUUCGCCAGCUGCCAACUCAUCGCUUCGCCGGGUUGCAGUAGAGGCACAACGUACGAGGAGUGGGAUUCUCUCGAGGACGCAUCUUUUGGAAAAGGGAUUGGGUGAACUCAAGACGGUCACAGCAUACGCAGUUGCUGAGCAGUUCAAUAUAGGCAAAGUCAAGGAUAUUCUACAAGAAAAAGGCUACGAACCGGAUCCCUUCGACACGGGCCUUUACCCUCAAGUGGUUCACAUACAAGUUCCCAUCGACUCGGUUCGGCGUAUGACAAAUCCGGAAGCCAACAAUUUGGGAUCUGACGAGACUGGUGAUGUGUUUGUAUUUCCCUCGGGGACUGUUGUGGCCUGGUCGCUUCCAGAAGGGUUUACUUCGUAUCUAGCGUCCAGGACAUUGCUCCCCGCAGCAGAAAAUCCGCAUACAGAUAACCUCGAGACAGAAAAUAUGGAGUUUAUUGAGGAUCCUCAGCGAGAAAGCAGCUGCAUUAAGGGGGAUACUAUCAUACUUGGUACCAAAUCUAGUGAUGGUCCUGAGCCGAGUGGUUCCAACCGCCAAUCUGUAGAUACGGUUUUGACCAAAAUUGCGUUCUCAUCAGGACUGGCGCGCAGCACGAAGCUUGCCGUGCUGGAGAGUUUACUCUCUGACUAUUUUGAAUCGACGCGGAACAUUCCAACUCUGCUGUCACAGGGCUCGCGACUACCAUAUACAAGAGAUUUCAUUCUCCGAAAAACCGGGCAACUACUCAGCGUCCGAGCGCAGCUGAACAUCUACUCAGAACUGACUGAUUCUUUACCUGACAUCUUUUGGGACAGUCGACACGAGCUUGGUCUUGAAGGGUAUUAUGAGGAGGCGGGCAGAGCAUUGGAUGUUGGGAUCCGCAUAAAGGUCUUGAAUGAAAGGAUGGACUACGCACAAGACAUUGCCAAUGUCCUUCGCGAAAGACUCAGUGAAACACACGGGUUACGCCUUGAAUGGAUCAUAAUUCUCUUGAUCGCGGUGGAAGUCGGGUUUGAAGUUCUCAGGCUCUGGAAGGAACGCGAGGACGAAAGCAAAGAGAAGAAAUCAGUGACAAACUGAUCUGUGUAUAUAUAGUGAUCAAUGUACCUCUAUUUACGAACUACGCUAUUAAG
Molecule: messenger RNA, 1530 nt
Organism: Talaromyces stipitatus ATCC 10500
Lineage: Eukaryota; Fungi; Ascomycota; Eurotiomycetes; Eurotiales; Trichocomaceae
Product: YagE family protein
Exons: 2
Coding region: 131-1477 (448 amino acids)
Biological process (GO): positive regulation of mitochondrial translation
Source: RefSeq, a predicted model, not a curated record